AUGAGCCCGUACCUCAGCAGCAAUGCUGCGCAAGAUGAGCCCAGAGUGUCUGACACUCGGGCUGUAUUCCCACAUAUCCAUGAUGAUCCGGCUACACUUUCCUCCUCGCUUGACCCGUUCACCAUCACCACACAGAAUGGCUUCCUUCCACUUCAGACACCACUAGUCGAACUUCCACCAGUCUUCGCCCCUCUCCAGAAGCUCUGCGAUGACAUGCCAAUUGAGAAGCUAGACGGCACACCAGGUCUGCUCGCCACUUACCAACUCGGCCCCACCAUUGACGAGCAGAAGGCGCUGCCUGAUCUCAAUCAUGAGAUUGAUAACCUGAUUGCUGCCGAUGGCAAGCCAGACCUGGUCGCUGUCUCUGCCGCCUUCCGAGACUACUCCUUCUUGGCAUCUGCUUAUCUGCUUGAGCCAUGCUGGGAACAGUGGAAUAAGGAUGGCACCUAUGGCAUGGGCCGACCUGUUCUGCCAAAGGAGAUUGCUGGUCCACUUGUGAAGUGUGCCAAGAUGCUUGAUGUCCCGGCCUUCCUGGCUUACGCUGCUGGCUACGCUCUGUUCAACUACCGCUUUGUCAAUGCCUCCAUCGGUGCUUCGGAAUACAGCAACCUCCGUUUGAUCCGUGCCUUCGAGAAGGGUCUCGAUGCCUGUUCAUCCGAAGCUGGCUUUAUCCUCACUCACGUCGACAUGGUCAAGCACACUGGCCCACUUGUACAAGGCGCCGUCCAGCUCCUCGAUGCCGUAGCAGCAGACACUGGCGUAUCCACAGUGGCCGAUGCAUUCGACCACCUCCUCAGCACAAUGCGUGUGAUCGAAGACUCAAUGGAAGGAAUGUGGAAUCAAAGCAAGCCAAAGGACUACAUCAGCUACCGCACCUUCAUCUUCGGCAUCACAAACCAACCCUUCUUCCCCAACGGCGUAAUCUACUCCGGUCACGCCAACAACACCCCGCAAUACUUCCGCGGCGAAUCCGGCGCCAACGACGCCAUAAUCCCCCUCUUGGACCACCUCCUCCAAAUCCCCAUGCCCUCCAACCCACUCACCAACAUCCUCAAAGACUUCCGCUCCUACCGCCCCAAACCCCACCGCGAAUUCCUCUCCUACGUCCUCUCCCGCUCCUCCGAACUCUCCAUCAAAUCCUACUGCCUCAAAGACCUCCAAACCCGAAUCUUAUACCUCCGCCUCCUCGAACAUGUCCGAUCUUUCCGUUGGAGACAUUGGUUGUUUGCGAGAGAGUAUAUUAUGAGACGCACGGCGCAUCCUACGGCUACGGGGGGAAGUCCGAUUGUUACGUGGUUGCCGAAUCAGUUGUUUGCUGUUAUGGAGUUGAUGAGGGAGGUUUGGGAGGGGAUUUCGGUGGAGGAGAGGGAGGCGCAAGGGAAGGUUGUGAAUGAGAUGAUGGAGAAUGUUUAUGAUAGUUAUGAGAAGUUGGAUAAGGAGGUUGAGAGGUGGUGUCAUGAGAGGGGUUGGGAUAGGAAGAAGGUGGAGGUGAAUGAGAAGAAGUAG
Cercospora beticola is the source of this 1506-nucleotide messenger RNA. RefSeq lists its product as uncharacterized. Lineage: Eukaryota; Fungi; Ascomycota; Dothideomycetes; Mycosphaerellales; Mycosphaerellaceae. The record is from RefSeq and is a predicted model, not a curated record. Gene Ontology annotation, molecular function: metal ion binding; heme binding.